UUUAAAAGGAGGGAGAGAGAGCCACUUCAGCCGUACUACAACAUCAUCAUCAAAACAAAACCCUCUUCCCCACUUUCACUGUCCAUAUCCCCAAUCUCUCUAUCCCUCUGGGUGUACUUUUCCUCUUCUUGCCCCUCUCUCUGAAUGAGCAACAACAACACCAACAACUUCAACAUGGCAGAUCUCACUUCAGCUCUCAACGAAGAGAAUCAAGCUGACCUAGUCAAUGCACUCAAGAGCAAGAUACAGAGUCUGGCUGGGAUUUACUCUGAUGUUCUGGAGAGUCUUGAACCUAAUGUCAGGAAGAGAGUUGAAGUUCUCAGGGAGAUUCAGGGGCAACAUGAUGAAUUUGAGGCGAAGUUUUUAGAGGAGAGAGCAGCUCUUGAAGCCAAAUACCAAAGCUUGUAUCAACCGUUGUACACAAAGCGCUUUGAAAUAGUGAAUGGUGUUACUGAAGUGGAGGGGGGAGCAGAUGAACCGGCAGCUAAAGAGAAAGGAGUGCCUUCUUUUUGGCUCAAUGCAAUGAAUAAUAAUGAUGUUUUAACUGAAGAGAUUUCUGAGCAUGAUGAAGGUGCUCUCAAGUUUCUUAAAGAUAUCAAGUGGAGCAGGAUAGAUGACCCUAAAGGAUUCAAACUUGAGUUUUUCUUUGAUUCCAAUCCGUACUUUUCAAACUCUGUCUUGACUAAAACAUAUCAUAUGAUUGAUGAGGAUGAACCUAUAUUGGAGAAAGCAAUUGGGACGGAAAUUGAAUGGUACCCUGGAAAAAAUUUGACCGAGAAGGUUCUGAAGAAAAAGCCUAAGAAGGGUGCUAAGAAUGCUAAACCAAUUACCAAAACUGAAAAAUGUGAAAGUUUCUUCAAUUUUUUCAGUCCACCUGAAGUCCCUGAUGAUGAUGAUGACAUUGAUGCAGAUAUGGCUGAGGAGCUUCAGAAUCAGAUGGAACAAGAUUAUGACAUUGGGUCCACAAUAAGAGACAAGAUUGUCCCCCAUGCUGUAUCAUGGUUUACUGGGGAGGCCCUUCAGGGAGAUGAGUUUGAAGAUCUCGAGGAUGAAGAAGAUGACGAUGAAGAUGACGAAGAGGAUGAUGAUGAAGAUGAUGAUGACGAUGAUGAAGAUGAGGAAGAGCUUAAGACUAAAAAGAAGCCAUCCCCAAACAAGAAGGGUGGAAAAGCACAGCUUGGCGAUGGUGGUGAGCGGCCUCCAGAGUGCAAGCAGCAGUAGAUGUUUGUCACUUCAGUUCGCUAUGGAGUUGACAGUUGCUUUGGGGUGCCAAGAUGCAUGAUGAAAAAGUUGGGUUUCAAUUUGAUGCUGUUUUUCAUGGUCCUUGAUUAAUUUUCCUCCCUAGAUCAGUAGAUCCUAUAGUCUAAAUUAUUCAGUCCCUUUUCUAUCCAUUUGGAGAAUAUGGUUAUAUAGUUUUAGGGGUGCUGUUUUUUUAUUACUGCUGGAAUUUAUAUGUCCGAUCCAGUUACUUCAAAAUACAUAGUUUGUGCUUCAUCAAAAUCAAUUUUGCCCGUUAAAUGGGAUCAGUAUUGCAGCGAAGGUACUUGAUUUUGCA
Lotus japonicus is the source of this 1555-nucleotide messenger RNA. RefSeq names its product nucleosome assembly protein 1;3-like. Gene Ontology annotation, molecular function: histone binding; chromatin binding. NCBI's taxonomy places the organism in Eukaryota, Viridiplantae, Streptophyta, Magnoliopsida, Fabales, Fabaceae. The coding region runs from base 145 to 1221 and encodes 358 amino acids. Gene Ontology annotation, biological process: somatic cell DNA recombination; nucleosome assembly. The record is from RefSeq and is a predicted model, not a curated record. The transcript has 12 exons. Gene Ontology annotation, cellular component: chromatin; nucleus.